Molecule: messenger RNA, 4735 nt
Organism: Chelonoidis abingdonii (Abingdon island giant tortoise)
Lineage: Eukaryota; Metazoa; Chordata; Testudines; Testudinidae
Source: RefSeq, a predicted model, not a curated record
GCGGGGAUAACCAGGCCCGGCGGCGCAAAGGGUAUCGGGCGGCCGGAGGCCCCGGACUGUAGCGGAGAUGGCGGUCGAUAAGGAGCUGUUGCAGUUGGACCUCUAUGCCCUGCUGGGGGUCGGGGAGAAGUCUUCGGACAAGGAGGUUAAGAAAGCAUACAGGCAGAAGGCUCUGACUUGCCAUCCAGAUAAGAACCCAGACAAUCCCAGAGCAGAGGAACUCUUCCACCAGCUAUCUCAGGCCUUAGCCGUACUAACAGAUGCAGCAGCAAGGGCGGCAUAUGACAAAGUGAGAAAAGCCAAGAAGCAGGCAGCAGAAAGGACUCAAAAACUUGAUGAGAGAAGAAAGAAAGUAAAGCUUGACCUUGAAGCCCGGGAACGAGAAGCCCAAGCUCAUGUGAGCGAAGAGGAAGAGAUCCGAAUAACCAGGACACUAGAACAAGAGAUACUACGCCUGCGGGAAGAGGGCUCCCGGCAGCUAGAAGAGCAGCAGAAACUCAUGCGGGACCAGAUCCGACUUGAGAGAGAGCAACGAGUCAAAGGCAAACAAGAUGGGAAUGGAGUAGAAGGCAAAGGAACUCCCAAGCUCAAACUCAGAUGGAAAUGCAAGAAGGAUGAUGAAACAAAAGGGGGAUACUCAAAAGAAGUUCUCCUGCAAAUCCUGCAGAAGUAUGGUGAAGUGCUGAACUUGGUGAUCUCAAGUAAGAAGACUGGGAGUGCAGUUGUGGAGUUUGCUACAGUUAAAGCUGCUGAGAUGGCAGUGAAGAAUGAAGUUGGUUUGAUUAAUAAUCCUCUAAAGAUUUCCUGGUUAGAAGGCCAGCCAAAGAACAAUCCCAGCACGAAGUUCCCUGAUAGCACUAGCCAGCCUAGAGCUUCUCAGGAUUCUGUGGUCUCGGAGCGGGAUUAUGAAAGUUUGGUUAUGAUGCGGAUGCGCCAAGCGGCUGAGCGACAGCAGCUGAUUGAGCAGCUCAAACGGGAAGACGAGGAAGAGUCACAUACAUAGCAUGAUAAAAGCCAGCAGAGAGAAAUAUAACUUCAGCAGACAUCAUGAAGAGCUUAAACCUUGAGCUUACCAAGUUCCAGUAACCUCUGAUGCAUCCUGAAGAAUUCACAUUAACCACCAAACCUUCCAACUAGUGACAGACACUGCAAUAUGGCAUGAAUGUGCCAAAUUGGAACUUCUAACCUAAAUGAUCUGAAGGCUCGAGCUGGAAAAAAUUAGUUGUGGUGCUCUCCCAAGCUUAGCCUGCUGGGGACACCAAAAUGAAACUCACAGGUGCCUGGGCAGAUGUUCAAAAUAGGAUCACGUGCUCGGUUGGGCUCCUCCAGUUUGGGAUUUGGAUAAAACCUGGAGCAGGGCUAGAUUAAAAAAUAGGCACAAUAGACACAUGCUUUGGGCUCAGCCUCCCAGCACUGUGGUGAAGGCAGAAUCUAAGCUCUCAUUUAUUUAUUUAAAAAAAAAAGUGCUAGCCUUCAUAGUUACAAGAAAAGCCUGGACAUGUGACCCACCUGUAACUGAUGCAGUGACAUCUGCUUGAGUCUGCAGGCUGCCUCCAGCAGCACAGCAGUCACAAGAAGGAAAGCUGGCCCUACACCUACCACCAAAGACGACCAGACCCCCCACUGGCUGGGAAAGUGGCUUAGAUGCCCUGCUGGCAGUAUAGUAUUGGCUCUCCCCUUACUGGGGCUCAGAUCUCCCCUCAGCUCCACUCGAUGGGUCAGACUGAGGGUGGGAAAAGGUGGUGGUUUUAAAUGACAUGCCACUCAGCAGAUUGUGCAGCUCUGUACAAUGUGAUCAUCCCUCUUUCUUAUAGGCAGUGAAAUAGUUAAUUGUAGUGUUAUAAUUAGGCACCUGAGUUAACAUGAAUUCAGGCACAAUUCACCUCUCUUACAGCUUUUAUUUCAGGCUCUCUGCAAACUCAGACCUAAAUGCAUUGGUUUGUGAGUGAGUUUCGGGCUUUUAAUAAAAUGCUGGUUAUACAACUUAAUUAUGGAAUCACUACUGUGGACCCAGAACACAGUGAAAUCCAACCAUUGUGAAGCUUCAUUUACAAUGAGGUAGACAGAAAAUCCUGAGUUUCUGUUUAAGUAGCUCGGUUAGGGGAUACUACAGUCAGUCUUGGGGGAGCUCUAAAGUUUUGUGGAGGAGGAACUUUUCCACAUAGGAAGCUGAUCAAAUCUCUACAAAUAGUUCUUCUGCGUUUUUUAACCCAAGCUAACACAUCCUUAUUGCGACGCUGAUAGCCAAUUUGAAUUCCUACAUCAAAGCUUUGUUGAUGGGCAUCCACGCUGAGUUGCUGGGAGUUAAGCUUUGCUCUUCCUAUAGUAAACGUUUCAUGUCAUUCCAAACAGGUUCUGCUCGGCUAAUGCCCUUGGAAUGCAGCAACUGUCCUCAGUGGGAGUGAACUGCUGCAUUCCAAGGGGGUUAUUUUCUUCACACUCCCUGUCUCCUCUUGCUCAACCCCAGCAGUGGGAGGAGGCAGCAGGGAGCUGCUGCUCUUUACUGUGGCCAUCAAGGACUAUCCUGUACCCAAGCCAUCCUAACAAAUGGGUGGGGUGAUAAUUAGCUUGCACUAUUUACAAAACACCUACUAGCCUGAAGCAGAUACAAAAUAUGAGGGGCAGGAGGUGGGUCCUGGGGCCAACUCUCUGGUGGGAAGCCCAGCCUCCCACUGUGGGACAUGAAUAGAUUCUGGGAUUGCUAUCAGAUACUGUACCUCAGUCAUUAUUUGCUUUUGCAACUGGUUCUGACUAGGAGGUGUCUUACAAAUUUGAAGCUCCUCCCCUGGGAGUUUCUAGUGUUAUUCCUUCUUUAAAAAAAAAACAAAAACCUGGUGGUGAUUGCAGCAGUGAGAUAAGGAUACAUCCACUGCUUUACUGUAAGCCUCCUUUUUUCUGGGGUCCUCUUACCCCAUGCAUUACUCGAUUGUGUUCCCCUGUUCAUAACCCCCUCGCUGCAGCACAAAAAACUCAAGAAAUUCAAUGUCAUUGCCACCUUGUGGUUUUGAAUAGCAGCAUGAAACUGAUCAGAGACUUGUAAAUUCCACCCUGUUGCCACUAAUUAGGCUAAACUAUGGGGCAGAAGAGGCACUAGAACUGUGUCUUCAAAUGCAGGAAGACAACACUGCACUGAUUUAUGUUUGGAAGGCUCUCUUCAAUCAUAAGGACUAGAACUUUUUCUUCCCCAACUGAGAAUUUAAGUUCUGUAGGGGUAGAUGACUUAGGCCUCCAUUUGCCAGGGUGAUGAGUGAGCAAGGAGUUUUGCAAAGCUCUGAUAACUAAAGUUUCAAGAUACAGGUGGAAAAUGAGUAGGGCUCCUUCUGUGUAAUUAAUGCUGUGGGUUUUUUUCUCCUCCACCAUUCAAAGAUGGAGGUGGACUCCAGUCAGCAGAGAGAUGUAAUAGCUUCUCCUCCACUGUUUUAAUGAUUUUUUUCAAAGAGAAAUAAGCAGAUCAAGUAAGAAUGGAUUUUGGAUGCAAACAACAUGUCAGAAACACUUACAAGUUAUACUAAAGUGGAAGGUAGUGUCAAAAUCAAUGCAAGCAGCAAAAUAAUAUGCAGGGAUCUAGAGGAACUAGAACUAUGGACAGAAAACAGCAUUAAAAAUUCCAGUUGGAAAAAUACAAACUAAUGUGUGUGUGGGGAGGGGGAACUGGAAAUUCACUGCCCACUGAAGUCAAUGAAAAGGCUCCUAUUGAUUUCCAUGGUCACUGGUUCAGGCGCUCAAAAGGGACACCUGGACAACAGCAAUGCAGAGAGUGGCUAAACGGUGUCAGCUUGCAGUGGACUCUAGCAGCUUAAGAGGCCAGGAACCAAUUCAGGAAACCAGGAAGUGAGUCAUUCUCGAUGCAGCUCUGGUGAAACUGCACCUGGAUUAUUGUGUUCAGUGCUGGGCACCUGAGUACCAGAAAUAUUAAUGGCUGCAGGAGUUCAGAUAACGGCAACAAAAUGAUUAGGGUGCUGGAUAAGGGACUGAAUCAUGAGGAAAGAUUAAAAAGCAAACUCUGUCUAGCUUGGGUGACCUAGGAGAAGGAAGGUGUGCACCAUGAUAAGCGACAUGUGUCUGAUGAAGUGGGUAUUCACCCACAAAAGCUUAUGCUCCAGUACGUCUGUUAGUCUAUAAAUUGCCACAGGACUCUUUGUCGCUUUUUAAAGAUAAAGAUAUUUGGAGACUGUAAACAGCAAGGACAUUAGGGUGGUAAAAUGGGAACAUCCCUACAGAAAAAGGAAAGACGUAAGCUUAGCAUCAAGAAAUGCUUCCUGGCAAUGAGAUAUAGUAGUACUGUAGACGGUGACUUGCUGCUGCAGCAUCCUAGGCAAGUCACUUCGCUCCUCUGUGCCUCAAUUUCUACCCACUUACAUCCUGGGGACAGAGACACUAUGGCUAUGUCUACACUGCAAUAAAAUACCUACGACUGACCUAUGUCAGCUGACUUGGGAUUGCAAGGCACAGGCAGCAGAGUUGUAAAACUGCAGUUUAGAGAUUUAGGCUCAGGGUAGAACCAAGCUCUGAGACCCUCCCGCAUUGUGGGGUCCCAGAGCCCAGUCUCCAGCCCAAGCCCAAAUUUCUUCACUGCAGUUUUUAUAGCCCAGGAGCCCAAGUCAGCUGACAUGGGCCAGCUGCAGGUGUUUUAUUGCAGUGUAGACAUAGUCUUGCUGAUCUUUGAGGCUGACAGAUGAAAAAUCCAAUAUAAAUAUUAUUUGCAGUGUAGCUGUAGCCAUGUUGGUCCCAGAAU